UUCGGGAGAUCAGCCCCAGCCUCGCCGCCGCCUCCGCCGCUAGGUCGCGAGCGCGCGUCUCCACCGCACCGCGGCGCAGGGAGCGACUCGCACAGCUCGGGCUAGCGGCGGUGGUGAGGCUUGGGCACUGGAAGAGCCGGACACUGCAGAGCCUGCGUGAACUGAGGAAGGCCUUCUGAGACCAAGUGCGACAGAAAACUGUUCUGAAGCUUCGGUUUCCACAGCGCUUUAGAUGACAUGAAGCACCGGAUAUUGUACUCAAUUUAACCUGGCAACGAUGAAGCAAUCGGGAAUGUUUUGAGAGCAAACGAAGCUUGGAAGAAAGUGCCCCUGUAGCUCCAGGGAAGACAGAGGAAUUAAUCCUUAAGAACUGCCCCCUCCCGCAAGGUGGAGAUGUCUGCCCAGAGGCUGACUUCUAACAGAACAUCCCUGCAGCCAGCAUCUAAUUCUGAUUAUACCUGGGAGUAUGAGUACUAUGAGAUUGGACCCGUGUCCUUCGAGGGACUAAAGGCUCAUAAGUAUUCCAUUGUGAUUGGAUUCUGGGUUGGUCUUGCGGUCUUUGUGAUUUUCAUGUUUUUUGUGCUGACUUUGCUGACGAAGACAGGUGCCCCACAUCAAGACAAUGCAGAGCCGCCAGAGAAGAGGUUCAGAAUGAACAGCUUCGUGUCAGGCUUUGGGAAACCACUGGAGUCAGAUCAGGUGUUCUCUCGUCAGGGUAACGAGGAGUCCCGGUCUCUCUUCCACUGUUACAUCAAUGAAGUGGAACACUUGGACAGGGUCAAAGUCUGCCACCAGACAACAGCCAUCGACAGUGAUGUCCAGCUCCAGGAAGCCGUCAGAAGCAGUGGGAGGCCCGAGGAGGAGCUGAGCAGGUUUAUGAAGUUUGACAUCCCUAACUUCGUAAACACAGACCAGAACUCCUUUGGGGAGGAUGAUCUUCUGAUUUCGGAACCACCUGUUCUUCUAGAAAAUAAGCCAGUUUCCCAGACUUCACGUAUAGACCUGGACUGAGAAAUGCUUGUGGGCAUCUUCCUGAGGAUGCAUUCUGUCUCUGUAUAGCCAGAAACCUCCCCUGUCCCCUUGGGGUGUGUGUGUGUGUGUGUGUGUGUGUGUGUGUGUGUGUGUGUGUGU
Molecule: messenger RNA, 1131 nt
Organism: Onychomys torridus (southern grasshopper mouse)
Lineage: Eukaryota; Metazoa; Chordata; Mammalia; Rodentia; Cricetidae
Gene: Mrap2
Product: melanocortin 2 receptor accessory protein 2
Exons: 5
Coding region: 394-1011 (205 amino acids)
Biological process (GO): protein localization to plasma membrane; regulation of adenylate cyclase-activating G protein-coupled receptor signaling pathway
Cellular component (GO): plasma membrane; endoplasmic reticulum
Molecular function (GO): type 5 melanocortin receptor binding; type 3 melanocortin receptor binding; corticotropin hormone receptor binding
Source: RefSeq, a predicted model, not a curated record